Doryrhamphus excisus (bluestripe pipefish) is the source of this 1353-nucleotide messenger RNA. It is a transcript of the gene mapk12b, whose product is annotated as mitogen-activated protein kinase 12b. NCBI's taxonomy places the organism in Eukaryota, Metazoa, Chordata, Actinopteri, Syngnathiformes, Syngnathidae. The record is from RefSeq and is a predicted model, not a curated record. Gene Ontology annotation, molecular function: ATP binding; MAP kinase activity. Gene Ontology annotation, biological process: protein phosphorylation.
ACACACAAGGGCUCUACUGGACCCACUGGGGGAUUUGGCUCCUCAAACUUCCUUCUGCAGGACAGACUGUGCCUCUUGGGGUGUUUUGGAAUUAAACGUGUGGAUCUUUUUCUCAUGAGCGCCCCGAACGGACUGCACCAGGGUAUCCUGACCUCAAAUCUUUAGGGAAUGGCUCUGCGCUCCAGGACUGGAUUUUAUCGGCAGGAGGUAAACAGGACCGUGUGGGAAGUUCCAGAACGCUACCGAGACCUGAGGCAGGUUGGGACUGGAGCUUAUGGGACUGUUUGUUCAGCGUGGGAUCGUCGUACAGGGUCACAGGUGGCCAUCAAAAAGCUUCACCGACCCUUCCAGUCUAAACUUUUCGCCAAAAGAGCCUACAGAGAGCUGCGACUCCUCAAACACAUGAAGCAUGAAAAUGUGAUAGGACUUCUGGAUGUUUUCACGGCUGAAAUUUCACUGGACCGCCUCAGAGACUUCUACCUGGUCAUGCCUUUCAUGGGUACCGACCUGGGCAAGCUCAUGAAGUUGGAGAGGCUCUCAGAGGACCGAGUUCAGUUCCUUGUCUACCAGAUGAUGAAAGGACUCAAGUAUAUCCACUCAGCAGGGAUCAUCCACAGGGAUCUGAAACCAGGAAAUCUCGCCAUCAACCCAGACUGUGAGUUAAAGAUUCUAGACUUUGGCCUGGCAAGGCAAGCUGAUGCAGAGAUGACGGGUUACGUUGUGACCCGCUGGUACCGAGCCCCAGAGGUCAUUCUCAACUGGAUGCACUACACGCAAACAGUGGAUAUCUGGUCUGCUGGCUGUAUCAUGGCAGAGAUGCUGCUGGGGAAGCCGCUGUUCAAGGGCAACGACCACCUGGACCAGCUACGAGAAAUCAUGAAGAUCACAGGAACGCCUGCUGCUGACUUUGUGGUGAAGCUACAAAGCCAAGAUGCCAAAAACUACCUCAGAGGUUUGCCAAAAGUGGCCAAAAAAGAUUUGCACUCAAUUUUCUCUAAGGCUAGCACCAACGCGGUGUGCGUGCUGGAGAAGAUGCUCCUCCUGGACCCGGAGGAGAGGGUGAGCGCCUCGGAGGCCCUCGACCUGCCUUUCUUCAGCGAAUUCCGGGACACAGAGGAGGAAACCGAGGCACAACCAUACGACCAAACUAUGGACAACACUGACCUGACGCUGGACCAGUGGAAAAGGCACACGGUCACUGAGAUAUUGACCUUCAGACCGCCCAAGGACUCCAGAGAGACGUCGCUUUAAGUACACAAGAACACAGAUUUGCACAUGCUACAAUUUUUUUAAUGCGUAGAAUGCUUAUUUUGGAAUAAAUGUUAUUUGUAUAAUAAUGGGAAGAGUGACAUA